Molecule: messenger RNA, 7507 nt
Organism: Electrophorus electricus (electric eel)
Lineage: Eukaryota; Metazoa; Chordata; Actinopteri; Gymnotiformes; Gymnotidae
Gene: limch1a
Product: LIM and calponin homology domains 1a
Biological process (GO): positive regulation of stress fiber assembly; regulation of focal adhesion assembly
Cellular component (GO): stress fiber
Molecular function (GO): myosin II head/neck binding
Source: RefSeq, a predicted model, not a curated record
CGCUUAUUUCGCGGCUGCUCGGAGGAGGUGGCUGCCCUUCUCGCAUUGGCUGAAAGGAGAACUCUGGUGGGUUUUUUUAGCUUAUAUUUUUAGCGUCGGUAGGGCUCCUAUUCCGGCGCGUGAGCGGUGGGUAGUGCAUAUGUAGAGCCGCUGACUGAGACUCGAGCUGCAUUGUAUUACCGUGUAAAAAUUAGGUGACACGGGAGAACUAAGCACGUCGUCAUUUGCUGUCCCGUGCUGGAGAGAACAAUCAGCAUCCUGCAGCGCAUCGCACGAAGUUUGGUAAACAUACGCACAUACGGUCUAUGCAACCGUGAGACGCGGACAACUCAGGACAUUUUUGGGAUAUUUUGGGAUACACACACCCUAUCCAAAGCUAUCCGCUACCUUUCACCGUUGAUACGUUCCUGGAAAUGGCCAGUCCUGGCAAAGAUACGGGUCCAAAUACCCACUCUGAUCACCAAGAACCUACUGAAUUAACUCCAGAACCAGCCUUUCAAGAAGCCCAGAAAUGGAUAGAGGCAGUAACAGGAAGAAGCUUUGGCGACAAGGACUUCAGGAACGGGCUGGAGAAUGGCAUUCUGCUGUGCGAGUUGCUGAGUUCCAUCAAACCAGGACUUGUGAAAAAAAUUAACAGACUUCCAACUCCCAUUGCAGGACUAGAUAAUCUCACUAUGUUCCUGAGAGGAUGUGAGGAGCUGGGUCUCAAAGGAUCCCAGCUGUUUGGCCCAGGAGACCUGCAGGACACGUCCGUACGAGCCAACCUAACGGGUUCAGACUGUAGUCGGAAACUGAAAAAUGUGCUGAUCACUAUUUACUGGCUGGGCAAAACUGCUAAUAGCUGUGCAUCUUAUAAUGGGCCAACGCUUGACCUGAAAGAAUUUGAAGGCCUGCUGUCCAUGAUGAGGAAGAAGGAAUGUGUCAGUGAGGAGUCAGACUCUCCUAAGCGCAGUGUACGGGACAGUGGUUACAUAGACAACUGGGAAUCAGAGCGUUCUGAAUCGCUCUCACCCCCGGGGCAUGGACGAGAGGAUUCUUUCGACAGCCUGGACUCUUUCGGCUCACGAUCACAGCAGACGCCAUCCCCCGACACUGUCCUUCGUGGCAACAGUGAUGACUCAGAAGGCGAUAGUGGCCCCCGCAGAUUACCUGAUGUUCGCAAGGAUGACAUGUCCGCCCGCCGCGUCUCCUACAAAGAGCCCCGUGCUGCCCGCCCUUUCAAUCAGUACCUCCCUAACAAGAGCAACCAAACCAACUAUAUCCCUGCCCCACUGAGGAAGAGGAGGAGUGACCAGGAGGAAGAACGCUGGAGCACCAGCAACGCCACCUCCCCUGUUGGUGGGGAGCACCCACUCAGAGAGGAGUGUGUUGGUGUGUCAAGAGAGGGGGCUGUUAGCCCCAGAUCCCAGAAAGCACAUGUCUGGGCUGCUACCCAAGUGGCAGAGUCUGAGAUUAAUGAGGAGGAGCUUAAGAAGAUGAGAAAACUAGAGAAGGCGGGGAUCAAAGUGUUGCCCGCGUCUGUGCGGUAUAAAAGUCCUAAACUGAUUGGUGGGCAUCCCGAAGAGGCCAAGCCUCCGUCUCCUGACAUAAUUCUUCGUCAGGACAAUGCCUUCCUGCGGACAGAGCAGCUGCAACAGCAGGAUGACGAGGACAAACAUGAUGACAGGAAAGUCCCAGACAUCCGGAAGGAUGACCUUGCAUCCCGAAGGGUGCGCACGAACCAAUCAAGGCCCACUGUUGCACAUCAUUUCCUGUCAGGAGUAUGCAGCAGGAAGGACCAUGAACGGUGGGAGGGGAUCCGCCUAGCCUCCCAGCAUGCAGUGCUGGAACAGAUGGAGAAAAUGCACCAGGACAAGAGGAGGUGUGUGGAGACUCAGAGAGAGGCAGGUGAGGCUGACUCCACCACUACAGAAGUAUCAAUCAUAACUCGUAAGGACAACCCCUUCCUGACUCCUCGCAGGAAAAAGAGGGGUGAGGAAGAAGAGAGUGAGGAGGAGGGAGGUGGGCAGGUAUUGGUGCCAAAUCCACAAAAGGAUGACCUCGCCAGGAGGCGGACUCAGAGUGGGACCCUCCCACAAAGGGAUCCUCGUCAGUCAUUGGCCCAGACAUCCAUCACUCAGUCAGAUCUUGAGAAGUGGCAAAGGCUUUCAAUGAACACAGAGGACAGUGACUCACCCCCGGUGCCUCUGUGUCAGGCCUGCCUCGAGAAAGGCUCCUUCCUCGCUGCCUCCUUGGCAAAAGUUGCCAGGGGCAUUGUGACCGAUCGCCGGGGGCCUUCCUACAGUGAGCGGCGACGUUUUGUGACAUUCGGGGGGGUGACCGAGAUGGAGAGCACUUCCUGGAGGGAGGAGAAGGAGGCAGAGGAGGAGAAAGGCUGGGGGGCGGGAGAGAGGGAUGAGUCAGAGGUACUCCAGUGCCUCCUCUCCACGGCGACUGUUGCCAUGCCCACCGUUGGGAUGAACUCAGGACAGGCAGAGAAAGCAGUGGGCAGUGGAGGCACAGACUACGCCCCCACUCCAGCUUUGCCCAGCGACUCCCUUCAGCCUUUGACCCCCAACCCCAAAGGUCCCCUUACACAGAUGGAGCGCAAAGCUCUUGAGGACAGGCUGGCUGAGAAAGCAAAGGAUGAGAGGAAGCGUGAGGAAGAAGAGGAGGAGGAAGAGCAAGAGAGGCAGCCAGACUUGGAGAAAGAUGACAUGAUGGCCCGGCGCACAGGUGCGUUUCAGAGGGCGUCAGGCGGAAAGGUUCACAACUGGUUCCUCCCAGUGCCAGGUGGAAAGAGAGACCCAGACCCACUGGCUGGCCCAGCAGCACUAGAGAGCUCUCAACCUGGCAGUGGUGUAGCCACAGAUCCGCUGAUGCUGGAGAAAAGGAUAAAGACAAAGAGGUUCAAGGUUGGACAGAGAGCUGAACCCAUGCAUGUGCAACCGAAGGUACUGGCUGUCCCAUUGGUUGCCCCAAAAGAACCAGGUGAUCCCGAUUUAACCUCGACCCCUGACAAUGUUCAUGUUGACCUGUAUGAUUAUAUUGAUGGUGAUGAGUAUGAUGAAGGUCUCCUGCCUGACCUCAAGAAGGAUGACAUGCUCAUAAGGAGAAUUGGAGUGUACCAUACGCCGAGUGGGAGUCACACACAUUCGGUUAAUGUGUUCCUGCCUAAGCCAAGAGCUGUCGAAUGCAAAACAGGCCAUGCCAGUGGACAGCACAAAUCACACAUCAGAUCCACCAAGCAAGAGCAAAAACACACUCAGGACAGCUUCACCCCUAGCCCUGUGACCGCACCGUCAGCAGAUGUUGAGAACAUGACCAGGAAGUGUGCUCAGAUGAUGGAAAGCCAGGAAGCAGGCACCAUGGGUGUGAAGGGUGGGGAAAAUGAAAUUGUAGGAGGGGCCCAAGCCUAUAGCCCUCCCCUUAUACGUGCCCCCAACCCACAGUGCACGUUUUUCCUGGCAGAUGAUGAUCUCCCUCAAAUAUUCAGUCACAAGGCUGCUAGUGUUUCUGAUGAAACAGAGAGCAUCAGUUUGAUUGACAUGCGGGACGAGGAGGAGGCAGACCCCCUAUCUUCACACAGCCAAUCACGACAUGAGAGUAUGCACAACCAAUACAACAAACUUCGGGAGGAGGAGGAACACUGGCAGGAUGACCUAGCUCGUUGGAAGAAUCGGAGGCGGUGUGCCUCUCAGGAUCUGAUCAGAAAGGAGGAAGAGAGGAAGAUGAUGGAGAAACUGAUGUAUUCAGAGGGAGGUGCCCAUCGCAGGAAGAGCAUCAAAACUUACAAAGAGAUUGUUGAGGAGAAGGAGCGUCGAGAGCAGGAGCUGCACGAAUUGUACUGUAAAGCGUCGACUCCGGAGGAGAAGGCAACUGUGUUGCAACGCUACGCCCUCCGCUUCACCAUCAGCGAUGCCAUACUGGAGAAACUACAACUCCCAAAACUCCCUUCUGUUGCUACAGCGGGGCCUGCCCUGCCUCAGGACACAUACACGUUGAGUGAAAAAGUGGAAGUUCUGGGCCCUCCAGUGUCAACUCAAUCACAAAAGCAGCUCUUUGCCCAGCCCCACAUGCCAAUGACCCAAAGUUCUACACAUAGCCGGCCCAAAACCCCAGAGCUGUCACCAUCCCGUCGACACAACGCCCCAGAAGUCCCAGUCUCGCUCACCUGGCUGCCUCCUCCACCCUCCAAGCCUGUGCCACUGCUGACCCCAAAGCCCUACUGCCAGCCCAAAUUCAAUCAGGUUUCUUACAAGCAAGUUAAAACUGAUGGACUGGUGCGUAUGAAUGGCGAAUGCAAUGUAGAGGUCACCAGAGAGAGUUCACUAGGGGCAACACCAUCUCCCAUAGAAGCAUUGUCCCACAGUCCUCAUUCAAGACAAGAAAUCUCACCAGCUAGUGAGGACAUGGCACAGAAGCUCACCAAGACCUUACCUACCCAGCAAUUACCUGUGGCCACCAGCCAAGAGACAGAGCUGGCUAAGGAAGAGAGGGAGGGUAGCGCCAGUCCUCAAGAAAGGGUUGAUGAGGAGGAGACACCAACAGCUCAUGCAGAUUCACAGCUGGCAGCAGGAAAACAGGUGGUCCCCAGUUCAAUGAAGUGCAGUAGUGUUAUCAAGACAACCAUUGUGACAGAGCUUACGCAGACGCAUCCGCUACCCACAACAGACAUGCCCAGUAUUGACAAGGACCAGAAGUCUCAUGAUGAGCUCUCAUCUAGUGACUCUGGAAAAGCUGAUGUUAACUCCUGUUCGCUCUCCCUGACAGAAUCGUCACACACCUCCAGUAGCUCUAGAUUACGCUGGGAGUUCUUCGCUCCGACAGAGGGCCUUGACUUCACCAGUGAAUGUAUUGAAACCCCGAUCUUGAACCUCGCAAAGAGGCUCGAUCACUGGACAUGGGACCCUAACGAGGAACGUAAGCGUCAGGAGAGGUGGCAGCAGGAACAGGAGCGCCUACUACAGGAGAAGUACCAGCAGGAGCAGGAGCGGCUAAAGCAGGAAUGGGAGAAGGCUCAAAAGGAGGUGGAGGAAGAGGGAAGGAGACACUAUGAGGAGGAGCAACGGAUCCUGGAGGAGACCACGUCUCCGCUGACCCCGCGCUCUUCAGCUCUGUCUUUACCCAGUGUGACAGAAGCUCUGCCCCUUUCCGUGACCCUCCAUGACAUUGCUGCACCCUCACCGGCUGAUCAGGACAGAAAACCAGAGCUACUUAACAAACAGACAGUGAUGGGCGAGAAGAAUGGGUUACAACACAGCUCUGAUCAGACAGAAGCAAUCGUACCUGUACAGCAUAACGGCCAGGGAGCAGAUCAUCAGGAGAGUCAAUCUGCUACACCACAGCUGCAAUUCAUACAGGAUGAGUCUUGGAGCUGUAAGUCGGAGUGCAGGCCAGAGUGGAAAAAAACAGCUUCCCUGGACCGGAAUAUGAGCCCUUCACAGACACAGCCUCCCAGGAUGAGAAGGAUUGGUUCAUAUGAAAACAUUUUAGGGAUGCACCCAUCUAAAUCACUUCAAUCACCACAAGACACACCGCCCACAUCAACAAGCAGGUCAGUCAGCGGCAAGAAGCUUUGCUCAAGUUGUGCGCAGCCGCUGGGUAAAGGAGCAGCUAUGAUUAUUGAGACCUUGGGCCUUUAUUUCCAUACCCAGUGUUUUAAGUGUGGUGUGUGUAAAGGGCUACUUGGCGAAACAAGCGCAGGAACUGAUGUUCGGAUCCGAAACGGAGUGCUCAGUUGUCAGGACUGCUACAUCAAAUCACGUGCUGCUGGCCAACCCACCACAUUAUAACGCUCCUGCUGACACGAACCGAAGAGAAAGCGGAACCUUUGCCCACACCACGGAAGCCCGUCCCCGUGAAGAAUUCUUUGGUUAAGACUUCAUUUCGGGAGCGGAUUCCAUAAAGCACAAUGACAUACCACCCUUGACCCAAAUGGAUAAAGAUGGAAGGCUAUUUUGGUCAUACUUCUGGACUUUUAAUCCGUGAAAAUCCUAGUUAUUUUUUACUGGCAAAUAUGUAUUUCUAAUUAAUACACACAUGAGCGCGCAUUGUGCUAACCAAUGUUAAACACCACAUUAUCUUACUGUAUGCUACUAAGUGGAAUUCACUGCGUAGAUAAAUAAGUAAUAAAAAAAAUCCGACCCGCGUUUUCAACGAGAAAGGAUCCGUUAAAAUAAAAUUAACAUCAUCACUUGGCGGUUGCCCAGGAGAAUGAGGUAUUUUAAGUGGUUUUGCAUUUUAGAUCCCUUACCAUGACUUUCAGUCGCUAUUAAAAGACAAAAACAACAUCAAACAAAAAGCGUAAAAAUCAAUGAUUAUCGCUACGCUUAUUAUCUUGACACUUUAGGAAGUUGGAGAAUCUGGCGUUAUCGCUGGCCUGCAUAAAAUAUCAUGCAGUAUAUUUUCAUUAUUGGAAGAUUAAUGAUAUGUAGCCUUCUUCGAGGUGCGCGAAGUUUAGUUUAUCGUAUCGCCUUAAUCUGAGGCGCUAUAUGCUGCAUGAUUCUGUGAGUGAGUGACUGAACAUUUUUCUUUGUAGUUAACAAAAUGUUAUUCUUGUGGUUUUAAGUUAAUAGCUGUUUUAACCUUUUUUAAAAAUAAUUUUUCUUUCUCCAUCUUGUAUUUGUCGUCUCAUUUAUCCUAUCAGUUGUGAUCAAAUAUUAUCUUAAAAUGCAUGCCGUUUGAAGUCUUACUAUGUAUUGGAUGACCACAUUUCCAUUUGGAUGUUUAAUUAUUUUUUCAUUGGCUGGAGAUGAGGGAUUUCAGUGCUUUCAGGCACGAGACGGGCUGUUAUUUUAUUCGUGCGCAUUUUUUCCUUUCUUUUUUAAAAUCCUAUUUUACUUUUAAAAUAUCGUCUUCCGUUGUUCUAUACAGCAUAUACAUUGCUAUGUCGUGCCUUAAGGAUGGUCGCACACUCGGAGGAAGGUCGUGUGAUUGUGUUCUGUAUGCAACAUCCAAAGCUUAUUAUUAAACAAGCUUUUUUGUUUGCCUGUUCUACCACUGCGCAGUUGGUGUGAAAUAUAUGCACUGUGCAAAAUUCUCUUGUUUGUACCAUGGUGGUUUCAUUGAUAAUCCUAGUAAGAUGCACAACAAGUUCUGAAUUUAAGAGGUGCAUUUUUCAAGUAAUUUCAAUUUAGUUAACUUUUACACAUUUAGCGGAAGUGAGUGAUGACGUCUUUAUGAGCCCAUUAAGACUUCGCAUGUUCUCUAUAUUAUUAGUCCCUAUCUGUAUUAAAUACCUUCCGUUUCCAGUUGUAUUUCUAUGCCGGAGAAAGUUCCAUAUGCAUUUGUCCGUCGUCUUUUAUUUACGUAGUUAAAUUAAGAUAUAGGAAAUAUGAACCGGAUAGGAAGUAGCUUAUUGUUUUGUUACUCGGAAGGCAAUCAAGUCUAGGAUGAAAGCGGCCUGUAUGUUAAAGAUCUUUAUUAUUGUAUAAUUUUAAGACGAUCGAUAGUAUACCCUGACAACCCUUGAAAAGCAAUGGGUUUUAUAGCAAUUGUAUGUUUAUAAAUAAAUAUUUUAAAUGCA